AUGGCUUCUCCACGAAUGCAAUCACACAUGCUUUCCAUUUUGGUCAUAUUUCUUUGUGUUUUUAAAACCUAUGUUUCUGGUCAAUUUGCUAACUUUAAUAAGUUAGUGUUACCUCCGGGUGUCACCGGCCCUGGUUCAAUCACAUUUGGAGGACUUCUAGCCAACGGGCCCUUCACAACCGUCACUGAUGGCAGGAUUUUGAGAUGGGCAGGCCCUACCAUCGGUUUUGUGGACUUCGCAUACACUUCACUAGCAAGGACAAAACAAUUUUGUGAUGGUACAACAGAUCCAGAGAAAGGGCCAAUAUGUGGACGACCAAUUGCACUUAGCUAUCACCCUAUAACCGGGUUUCUUUACAUAGCUGAUGCAUUUUUUGGACUUCUAGUUGUGGACCCCACCGGAGGGCUCGCAACUCAACUUGCCGGAGGAUUUAAGUAUGCUAAUGGCAUAGACAUUGACUUAUUAACAGGAAAUGUUUACUUCAGUGAUGGUAGUUUGACUUAUGAUAUUAGAGAUAUUACCAAACCAGGAUUUAAGCCAGAUUCAACCGGGAGGUUAUUGCGUUACAGCCCAGUUACCAGAGAGGUGUCAGUUUUGCUGAGUGGUCUCUCUGGCGGUGGUGGUCCUGCCGUGAGUGCGGAUGGUACAUUUGUUCUUGUACCUGAGAUUAAUGCUAAUCGGAUUUCUAAAUAUUGGUUGGUGGGGCCCAAAGCAAAUACGGUGGAAGUUUUGCUACAUACCACAGGGAAUCCUAAUAAAAUAAAGCGAGCAGAAAGAUUAGGAGAGUUUUGGGUUGGAAUUUCGGUUGGAUAUAUUCCAAGAAUGGCUGUCAUUCAACCUGAAGGGGUGCGAUUUAAUUCAAAUGGGGUGGUGUUGCAAACGGUGUCGUUUGCUAAAGAAUAUGUUAAUGUGCCGGUUAGUUUGGUUCAAGAACGGAAUGGAAAACUCUAUGUGGGGUCUCGUUUCACCAAUUUCAUUGGUGUGUACUCUAACUAG
Molecule: messenger RNA, 996 nt
Organism: Lactuca virosa
Lineage: Eukaryota; Viridiplantae; Streptophyta; Magnoliopsida; Asterales; Asteraceae
Source: the annotation of a GenBank genome assembly